AUGGCAACACGUUCCACCUCCUCUACCCCACAUCCCCAAACUCCCCCUUCACCAAUCUUAAGUAACGACGACUCGUUAGAGUCUAAUACUUCCUAUGCAGACGCAACAAUGCUGCAUAAAAUCACCAAAACUCUCGAUUUUUCCUCCCCUCUUAAAACAAACAACAACACCAGCACCCCCAACCCCCUUCCCACUUCCUCCUCCAACAACACCAACACCUACACACAACAAACCUUCAACCUAAGAUCCCUCCCAAGCAAAUACAGAUUCCAGAAAGAACUUUACAACCUCCUUAAUUCUCAUGAAAUCCUAAGAAAUCAAAUCUUAUUUUUAAAAGCCAACCUUAAUCAAACGGCACUACUUAAAACAACCUCCAAUGUAACGCAAUCCCAACUUGAAACAAAACUCAAGAGCGCAACCGGAGAAAACUCAAUCCGCGUAAUCCUCCUAAAUCCUAGAAACCUUCCGAAUAAAAAACCGCAAACCACAAGGAAUCCCACGUUUUCUAUGGUGAUCAAGGGUGUCCACAAAGACAUCACCAAGGAGGAUCUGGAAGAAUCCUUCAAAGAAAUUAAUUUCCCAACGAUUGAAUUUUGGAGAAUCACUUCUCGGGCCACCAACCAACCCACCACCCUAAUCAGGCCCUAA
Molecule: messenger RNA, 648 nt
Organism: Phaedon cochleariae (mustard beetle)
Lineage: Eukaryota; Metazoa; Arthropoda; Insecta; Coleoptera; Chrysomelidae
Source: the annotation of a GenBank genome assembly